Gopherus flavomarginatus (Mexican gopher tortoise) is the source of this 3847-nucleotide messenger RNA. RefSeq names its product polycystin 2 like 2, transient receptor potential cation channel (gene PKD2L2). Lineage: Eukaryota; Metazoa; Chordata; Testudines; Testudinidae. The transcript has 21 exons. Gene Ontology annotation, molecular function: calcium channel activity; calcium ion binding. Gene Ontology annotation, biological process: detection of mechanical stimulus. The coding region runs from base 683 to 3847 and encodes 1054 amino acids. The record is from RefSeq and is a predicted model, not a curated record. Gene Ontology annotation, cellular component: membrane.
GGGGCCUGAUUCGGGGGAAUUGGUGGAAUAGGCCUAAAGCCGGCCCUGUCUAGAGCAAGCAGCAGGAUCGGGCAGCCUAGUGCAGAGCCUGUGAAGUAUUCCAAGUCAUUACAGGUCCCCUGUCUCAGAAAAUUGGACUGAGAUGGAAAAAAAAAAAAUCAAACAAGUGGCUAUGUAGCUGUAUUAACCUGUGUUUGUACUAUAUGAUGCAGAUCACUGAUAAGCAGACCGCAAAGAGACACGACCUCUUGCAACACAGCCAUCUGAAAAGAGCUGGGCUUACUCCAUGAAACCUAACUAAAGUGCAACUGAUAGUGUUUAAGCUGGGGACUCUUAUUUUGAUAUGCUUGCAUAGCUAGGUGGACAAGGGAGUACAUCAGAUGUCAUUAUCUGGCAGCAGAUAAGAGUCCUUGGUCUUAUAACACUAAGCAGAGUGCCACUACGAUUACAGUCCGUGUCAGGGAAUGACUAUCCCGUCCGCAAAAUAUUGGUUACAACCCAGGUGACAACUUCUAUAGGAAUAAUCCACAUCAAGACAGCCCCUUUCCAUCGAGGUAGGGAUUCCAUUCUACCCAGGAACCUAGCCAAGAAAGUUUUUGUGGUCCAUCAUCUAAUUUUUUACCAGCCACCACAAAGCCCAUUGUCACCUACAAAAAGCCAGGACUAUCACGAAACCUCCCCUAUGAGUGUCAGUAAUCUCCCAUCCAUGUCCUCUGUAUACCAACCAAGCAUGUUUAACUACGAGCGUCCAAAACAUUUUAUCCAGUCUCAGAAUACGUGUCAAGGGAAACUGCAGCCUCCGGGACCCAAGACAUCUGCGUUUUCAAGCAGUCAAACCAAACAGUCAUCAAUUCUAAUCCAGCCUCGUAACUCUAGUGAGCAGAAGUUUUCUUCGUCUUCAUCGCUGAGCUCCCCAAUCUUUCUCUCCUCGUCUUCCCAUAGCUCCCAUAAGGAGUCUGCAUUUCCCAUCACACCUGCAUCUGCACAGUCUCCUGCUACCUCCUCAUCUGGGCAAAGGCUUUCAUCCAUGCAUAACCAGUCCCCUGCAGCAUUCCUCUGCUCAGUGUUGCCCUCACAGUCUGAUUAUAACAGCCAAGCUCUUUCUACUGUGGAAUCUAAUAAUUACUCAAAGCCAAUGUAUACCAAACAAGCUAGCACCAAGCUAACAUACAAGACAUCAGAUCGAGAGAUACAAGGAACAAAAGAAGCCCUCAUUCAAGACUUGGAAAGGAAACUGCGAGGCAAAGACAACCUUCUUCAUAACGGCAACCAGCGGCUAACCUAUGAAGAGAGAAUGGCUCGCAGGCUGCUUGGACCAGAAAAUGCUGCUUCUGUGCUUGUAACUCAAAAUGAAGAACAUGUGCAGAACUCACAGCAGCAGAAUUCAGAAAACACAAGACUACAGGUUCCUCCGCCACAAAGCAGGAGCAGACAAUCUUCAAGAGGAGAGGGGAAGGAGCAUGGCUCAAUCCAGGAGAAGUUUUUUCAACCACGUUUUGUCCAAGUGCCUGAAGACAAAAUGACUGUUGAAGAGGGACGAUUUUGCAGGAUUGACUUCAAAGUCAGUGGGCUACCAGCUCCAGAUCUGGUAUGGUAUUUAAAUGGAAGGUUGGUCCACCCAGAUGACUUUCAUAAAAUGAUAGUGUCUGAAAAGGGCUUUUACUCACUCAUUUUUGAAGUGGUCAGAGGCUCUGAUGCAGGGACAUAUGAAUGUGUGGCCUCCAAUCGUGCUGGAGAAGCCUCCUUUACAGUACAACUGGAUGUAAUUGCAAAGGAACAUCAGAAAGCUCCAAGUUUUAUCUUCAAACCACAAAGCAAAAGAGUUUAUGAAGGGGAUUCAGCCAGACUGGAAUGUCAGAUUUCUGCCAUCCCUACACCACGGAUUUACUGGAAAAGAAACAAUGAAAUGCUACAAUAUAAUACAGACCGAAUAAGUUUGUUCUAUGAUAAUCCUGGAAAGAUAUGCCUCCUAAUCCAUAACGUUAAUAAGAAAGAUGCCGGUUGGUACACAGUAUCUGCAGUCAACGAGGCAGGAGUGGCCACAUGCCACUGCAGACUGGAUGUUGCAACUCACACAUACAAGCCAAUGCCAACCCCCAAGCAGUUGAAGGUUCGACCGACUUUUAGCAAAUACCUGGCAUUCAAUACUAAAGGACUGUUUGCAGAAGGACCCUUGCUUGAUGGUCUGUACUGGGACACGUGGUACAAUAACAAGACAUUGACCAGCCACAAAAACAGCAGUCAUGUGUACUAUGAGAACUUACUUUUAGGAGUAGCCCAGAUUCGUCAGCUAAAAGUCCGCAACAACACGUGCGCCAUCUAUCCCUAUUUCCGAACAUUUCUGAAAGAGUGUUAUCGCGAAUACCGCUAUGUAGCUGAAGAUAAAUCUGAUUUCGGUCUAAAGAAUGGGUCUGUAUGGACGUAUUCCUCUGCAUCCUCAUUAGCCCCCUGGCACUGGGGAGCCAUGGGCCUUUACAGCGGUGGAGGAUUUAUGUUCACCUUACCUAAAUCAAGGAGUGAGAGCAUAAGGAAGCUUGCGUUUCUCAGACGCAACGGCUGGCUCACUAGAGGGACAAGAGUCGUAUUUAUUGACUUCUCAGUGUAUAAUGCCAACAUAAACCUCUUUUGUGUAGUCAGGUUGGUAGUGGAAUUCCCAGCCACUGGUGGUGCUCUUCCUUCUUCGCAGUUUUACUCAGUAAAGCUUCUCAGAUACGUCACGUAUUACGAUUAUUUCCUUGCCUCUUGUGAAGUCAUCUUUUGCCUCUUCAUCUUUGCUUUCAUCAUCCAAGAAAUUUUAAAAGUUAAAAAACUGAAAACGGAAUAUUUUAAAAGUGCCUGGAACUGGCUGGACAUGCUGCUGGUGUCGCUGUCUAUCUUUGCCAUUGCCUUCAAUAUGUACCGUACUGUAGAGGUGUCCUUGCUGAUGGAAAGCCUGCUCUCUAAUGCCUAUGUGUAUCCAGACUUUUAUUUCCUUGCAUACUGGCAAACCCGUUACAACAACAUGAUUGCUAUCAAUGUCUUCUUUGCCUGGAUAAAGAUAUUUAAGUUCAUAAGCUUUAACAAGACGAUGACUCAGCUGUCUUCCACUUUAUCCCGCUGUGCCAAAGACAUCAUCGGAUUUGCCAUCAUGUUUUUCAUCAUAUUCUUUGCAUAUGCACAGUUAGGCUACCUGGUCUUCGGGUCACAAGUUGAUGAGUUUUCCACUUUUCAGAACUGCAUUUUUACGCAGUUUCGCAUAGUGCUGGGUGAUUUUAACUUUGCGAGCAUAGAGCAAGCCAACCGAAUUCUCGGCCCCAUUUACUUCAUUACCUUCGUGUUCUUUGUGUUCUUUGUAUUGCUGAACAUGUUCUUGGCUAUUAUUAAUGACACAUAUUCAGAAGUGAAAGCUGACUUUGCAGUGGUACCGAGUAAAGAAUUUGAGAUCAGUGACCUCAUUAGACAGAGUUACAAUAAAGCCCUUGUGAAACUCCGGCUGAAGAAAUCGAAGAUGGAGGAUUUGUAUCCGGCAGGUGGAAGCUUGCAAAGCAUGAAAACCAAGGGGCAUUCUGCCUCCAAAACAGACGAUGCUUUGAAGCCUUCCAGAAGAUCUAGUGUGGACGAGAAGGGUUAUCUAAAAUCACCACAGCUACAGAAGUGGAAGGAGACGCUUCACCAAAAGUAUCACUCUGCCGAGAAUAAGGAAUUGGCCGUAGCUUCUCAGGACCAAGUCUCUCCUCAGGAAUUUCAGCAACUUUUCAGAUACGCAACGGAACUGGAGAAGCGACUAAAUGAGGUUAAUGCAAAGCUGAGCAGAGUUCUGAAAGGCGUGCCUGAUCUGAGAGGGUCUCCAGAUAAGAAACAGAGAUAG